This is a messenger RNA of Macadamia integrifolia, 611 nucleotides long. RefSeq lists its product as uncharacterized. The transcript has a single exon. The record is from RefSeq and is a predicted model, not a curated record. NCBI's taxonomy places the organism in Eukaryota, Viridiplantae, Streptophyta, Magnoliopsida, Proteales, Proteaceae. Gene Ontology annotation, molecular function: calcium ion binding. Bases 75 to 497 code for a protein of 140 amino acids.
AGACGUGGCGGCGACGCUAGUAAGUAGUAGAUAAGCAGAGUCUUCCUUCAGGGAGAACCACUGGAGAAAAGGCUAUGGGAGUGAUAGUAAUAGACGGAUCGACGGUCCGAGCGUUCGUGAACAACGAACCGCUCUUCAACCGGAGCGUUAAUGAGCAAUUCGCCGCUCUGGACGUCAACGGAGACGGAGUCCUCUCCCGAUCGGAGCUUCGCAAGGCCUGCGAAUCCUUUCGCCUGAUCGAGACUCACUAUGGCAUAGACACCGUAACACCUCCUGAGCAGCUCACUCAGCUCUACAACUCCAUUUUCGAUCAGUUCGAUUGCGAUCAUAGCGGCACCGUCGACCUCGAGGAAUUCAGAUCUGAGAUAAAGAAAAUAAUGCUCGCAAUAGCAGAAGGCCUCGGUUUUGCGCCAAUUCAGAUGGCCAUUGAAGACGAUGAUCAAAGCCUUCUCAAAAAAGCUGCUGACCUUGAGGCUUCAAAACUCUCUAAAGCCUAAUAGUUUGUUUUUGUGUGUAAAUGUAACACUUUAUCCAUAUAUGUAUGAGUUUGUGUAAUUAACUUAUGGAGACUUUAAUCUCUAGAUCAAGUGAAGGGUUUGCUUUCUAUAUAA